GGGAUGUGCAAUCACUAAGACACAAUAUUUAAAGAGCUUGUUUGACUAGCAAAAGUAUAGAAAUAAAGCCAUUAAACAAAUAUGCUGUCUAGAAGUAUUCUAGUGCUACUGUCCCUAGCUACUGUUACCAGGAGUGAGCACUAUCACAUUGUGCCAGUGGAUUCAACCGAUUUGUGUCAUGACUAUCGAAAUGGAACUUGUUUCACUCUCGAGCAGCUUGUUCAAACAGACCUGUUAUCUUGUGGAGUCAAUCUCACCUUGAGCUUUCUACCUGGAGAUCAUGUGUUAACCCAGCAAUUAUUGAUUCGUAACUUCUCACAUGUGCAAAUCACUGGCCAGAACACAAAUAGAUCUAUAACAGUAGUUGGAUUCCAUAGCAAUAGUACGAUACUUUUUGUUAGUAUUAUUGAAUUGAGUAUUGAAAACUUGGGUUUUGUUCAAGCAAAUUUUGGACCACAAAACUUUGAUCAAAGUGUCAUCAUCAUCGACAGUGCCCACGAUGUCUCUAUCAAGGACUGCUACUUUAUGGACUUUGUAUUACUCAAUCAGGUGGAAACCAGCAUAGUUAAGAUUGCUAAUACUCAAACUGCAACAAUUGAGAGCACUCUCUUUAUGAACAACACUGGUCACACACUGCACAUUGAGGCUGAUGAUGUGUACAUAACAAAUAGUGUGUUCACUAGAAAUGAUGGAGGUGCAGUUUACAUUAAAUCAAACAACGCACUGAUCAACAACACAGAGUUCAACUACAACAGUGCUGAGAAUGGAGGAGCAGUAAAAGUGGUAUCUGGUACUGUAGUGAUCACUUGGUGUAACUUCACAAAUAACAAAGGUUCUGAGUUUGGUGGAGCCAUUGCUGUUGUCUCAAGCAGUGUGUCCAUCUCCAACAGUGAGCUGACAAACAACAGAGCUUACUGGGGUGGUGGAGCGAUUAUUGUUGGCUCAGGCAGUGUGUCCAUCUCCAACAGUGAGCUAACAAACAACAGUGCUCACUAUAGAGGUGGAACCAUUUUUUUGGGCUCAGGUAGUGUGUCUAUUUCCAAUAGUAAGCUGAUAAACAACAGUGCUGACUAUUAUGGUGGUAAUGGUGGAGCGAUUUAUGUUGAAUCAGGUAGUAUGUCCAUCUCCAACAGUGAGCUGACAAAUAACAGAGCUCACGUUGGUGGAGCAAUUGAUAUUGUCUCAGGCAGUGUGUCCAUCUCAUCCAGUGAGCUGACAUACAACAGAGCUGACUUAGGUAGUUCGAUUACAAUUUUUGACUCAGGCAGUAGUGUGUCCAUCUCCAACAGUACGCUGACAAACAACGUUGCUAAAGAGGGUGGAGCAAUUGAUGUCUUCCAAUCUUCCACCUUAAUCAUCAACAACACUGACAUUACUAAUAACAUAGGCAGUUUGAACAUUUCACAAUCAAAUGUAACAUUCACUGGAAUGAAUAUUGUCAGUAACAAUGGUCGUCCCAUUUAUGCUUUCAAUAGUCGAAUCGAGUUUAAUGGACCUACAACACUCAGUAACAAUCGUGGUGUGUUUGGUGGAGCCAUCAGCGCUGACCAGAGUCAAAUAUAUAUUAACACGGAAGGAAUAAUCAUCACCAACAACACAGCUACCUACGGAGGAGGGAUAUUUAUGAGAGAGAGUAUACUCAUUGUAAAAGAGCCAAUAAAGAUCUAUCACAACACAGCACACCAGGAUGGUGGGGCGAUUUAUGCAUAUUCUAGCAGAGUUGAGUUCCAAUCAGUGCCGAUCGUAGGUGCAUAUGGUUAUUCACUUCCUCCAAAUAAACAAAGUGGGAUUGCUCACAACAUUGCUGAGAAUGGUGGAGGUAUUUAUGCAGUGUCUUCAACUAUUAAACUUACUCAAUCACACGUCAACAUUGACUCAAACAGAGCUAAUGCUAGUGGAGGUGGAGUGUAUCUACAACAAAGUUCCAAACUGUACCUAUUUAAAGAAAAUAAAGAAAGUAAGCGUGGAAAUGGAUUUUAUGUCAAGUUAAUGAUUAACAAAAACUUGGCUCAGUACGGAGGUGGAAUAUUCAUGGCAGAUGACACACAAAGUGAUACCUGUAGACGAGGGGCCACAGAAGAUGAUGCAACUCAAAACAUUUUUGCUGACUGUUUCAUUCAAACAAUUAAAUUGUAUGGGGAUCACUAUCAAAAAAUGUCUCAAAACUCUUUCAACACAUUCAUGACUAACAACACAGCUACCAGGUCAGGAGCAGACAUCUACGGAGGUUUGUUGGACAGGUGUACAGCAAGUCAAAAUGCUGAAUAUGAUACUUCAAAUGGAUCUGGAUUGGACUAUAUAAAUAACACCAUAAAAUCCUCCACCAAAUUAUCAAUCUCCUCUAGGCCUGUUCAGGUAAUUUUUUGCAAAAAUGACUAUAAUAUUAUUUCUACAAGAAAGGGACACACAUUUAGAAUCAGUGUUAUGGCUAUUGACCAAGUUGAAAAUCCAAAGAAUGCCACAAUUCGCAGCUCUGUUAUCACUACGAGUGGAGUUGGUCGUCUUAAAGAAGGACAGGCUGAACAGAAAGUUGGCCAUCAGUGCACAGAAUUAGAGUACAAUGUAUUCUCACACGACAGCUCUGCUCAAGUGGAACUCUAUGCCGAGGGUCCAUGCAACAAUUUGGGAAUCUCCAAACAGUUUAUUAAUAUUUCUUUUGAACUCUGCACAUGCCCUAGUGGACUUCAGCCAAUUCAGUCCGAUAUUGAGUGCAAGUGUGACUGUGAUCCAGACUUGCAACUAGGAUAUCAGAUAACAAAUUGUUUUGAGGGAAAUGGAUCCAUAACACUGGAAAGAAAUAACAACACAUGGAUAGAAGUCAUAAAUACCACCAAUGAAACAGGGUAUGUUGUUAGCAGCUGUACACUUGACUAUUGCGUACAAAAACCAGUCAACAUCAGUCUCAGUAAUCCUGACGAACAAUGUGCCUACAAUCGAAGCGGUGUCCUGUGUGGAGAAUGUGAACCAGGACUCAGUCUUAUGUUGGCUACGUCAAACUGUAAAAAAUGCUCUAAUCUUUACCUUCUUCUACUAAUACCAUUUGCGCUGGCAGGCAUAUUGCUAGUUGCUUUAAUUCUCGUGCUCAACAUCACUAUAGCAACUGGAAAUAUUCAUGGCCUCAUUUUUUACACCAACAUAGUGGCUGCUAAUAGAGCAAUUUUCUUUCCUAGUUUAAACAACUUUUUAACAGUUUUUGUAUCAUGGGUGAAUCUUGACCUAGGAAUCGAGGCAUGCUUUUAUGAUGGGAUGAACUCUCAAGGAAAAGUGCUCCUUCAACUUAUCUUCCCAGCUUACUUGUUUCUUCUUAUGUUUCUUAUUAUAAUAUUGAGCAAGUACUUUGACUCAUUUGCAAAGCUCCUCUCCAACAGGAACCCAGUUGCUGCCCUAGGCACACUCGUUCUACUCUCUUAUUCUAAAUUCUUACGGUUUAUCAUUGCUGCACUACAAAACAGGGUCUUGGAAUAUCCCGAUGGAUCCACCAAGACUGUUUGGCUGUACGACGGCAAUGUGCCAUACUUCACUCCCAAACACAUCCCUCAGUUUUUUGCUGCUGGUAUUAUCCUCAUUGCGGGUGGAUUGUUCACUGUACUGCUCUUUUUUGGGCAAUGGUUACCACGCUGUUCAAAGGUUAUGAAAUGGACUAAGAACACAAAGUACACUGGCUUCAUGGAUGCAUACCAUGCUCCAUUCACUCCCAAGCAUCGCUACUGGGUGGGACUGCUCCUCUUUGCUCUAAUUGCUCAUAAUCUAGUAGUUGCCAUGGCUCCAGACACGUCUCUCCCUGUACUAUCUGCUGGGUGUAUUGCAAUCGGACUGAUAUCAUUGAACAACCAAGUACACAAAAAGCAACUUAGUAACUAUCUAGAAACAUUAUUUCUGCUUAAUCUUGGCAUUCUAUCCUAUGGCACUUCCUACGUUUUUGAAACACACCGACAGCAAGAAAUGCUGACUAUUAUUUCAAUGUCUAUAGCUUUCAUUCUCUUUGUGACAAUCAUCAGCUACCAUUUUCACCACUACGUACUAAAAAAGACCAAAAUAUGGCUCGAGAUAAAGAAUGUCGUUAAGAGUAUCAAAAGGAACUUACAAGUAGGUGUUGCAGAUAUUAGACUCCGACGAACUAACAAUACCCGGGAAAUGUAUGAUCUGGUAAUCAAUGAGAAUGAUGAAGAUGAUUUUCUUGAAGCAGUAGAUGAUUAUGAACAAAGAGACACCUUGAACCCACCUUACACUGAUGGAGCUGUGGAAGAAGCUGACCCUGAUCGGUACAUCACUCCUCCCAUUAUCAGACCAGCCAUGAGGUCGGACCAGCUGAGACUAUCCUACAUGGAUGAACUAGCCCCCCUCACCACAGAGGACUACAGAAGACCAGCCCCUCCCCCUACAAGAGUAAACCAUCGCCCUGCUGUUACACACACAGAAAUCGCCCCCACACACAAUGAAGUGUGAACUGCCUUAUUUAGCUGAGGUGUAAACAUUAUACCCUUUAUAUGCAACCUUUAUGUUUGUAGGCAUUAAAAUUACAAAAUGUGCAAUUACUAUGUUUAAUAUUGAUCAAUGUAUGUGACGUUGGCUUUUAUUAAUUCUGGGCGUGCCUUAAUACACCUGAGUACUGCAAUUGUUACUAGAGACAGGUUUUUUUGUAGAA
Molecule: messenger RNA, 4645 nt
Organism: Halichondria panicea
Lineage: Eukaryota; Metazoa; Porifera; Demospongiae; Suberitida; Halichondriidae
Exons: 2
Coding region: 82-4446 (1454 amino acids)
Source: RefSeq, a predicted model, not a curated record